Molecule: messenger RNA, 2681 nt
Organism: Blepharisma stoltei
Lineage: Eukaryota; Ciliophora; Heterotrichea; Heterotrichida; Blepharismidae
Source: the annotation of a GenBank genome assembly
AUGCGUCAAUCUCGCCAAGAAUUUUCUCGACAAAAACUCGAAGUCUACGGCACAGCUCCUUUGCCCCGUUUCGGCCAUACAAUGACUCCAGUCAGCAAGACAAAAAUCAUACUCUUUGGUGGGGCCACUGGUGACACAGGCAAAUACUCAAUUACAGGGGACACUUACUGCUUUGAUAUUGUAUCGAACACUUGGUCAAGGCUUGACAGGGUCUCUGGAAUUUCUCCGUCUCCCCGUGCAGCUCAUUCUGCAAGCUCAGUCGAAGCAUAUCAGAUGGUUAUCUACGGAGGUGCCACAGGAGGUGGCUCCUUAGCUUCAGAUGACCUUUAUCUUCUAGACAUGAGAUCUGGAGAAGAUCAAGCUUCAUGGAUGAUCGUCCCAGUGGUAGGCACAACCCCAGGCAGACGCUACGGGCACACUUUGGUGUUCCAAAAACCUAAUUUGCUCGUCUUUGCAGGAAACACCGGGAAUGAGACUGUUAACGAUGUGUGAAGCCUAAACGUCGAAAAAGCGCCUUUUACAUGGAUAAAGCUAAAUAUUCAAGGAGAAACCCCAAAAGUAAGAGUUUAUCACUCAGCUUGCUUGUGUUUGACAGGGUCAGCUACAGGAAUGAUGGUAAUUUAUGGAGGAAGAUGCAAUGAUCAAGCUGCAUUGAAUGAUACAUGGGGUUUGAGAAGACAUAGAGAUGGUAGGUGGGACUGGGUAAGAGCUCCAUAUAAGCCGAAUGGAGAGCAGCCAGUGCCUCGAUAUCAGCAUGCGUCCCUCUUUAUUGGAUCUACCAUGAUGGUGCUUGGAGGCAGGACAAAUCAGGUAGGUGAAGUAGUUCCACUUGAAGCCUAUGACACAGAAAAUAGCGAAUGGUUCAAAUUCAACUCAAUCCAAAGAUUUCGACAUGCCUGCUGGAGCUUAGAUUCCGACGUGUACGUUCAUGGUGGGUUUGAGCACGAAACACCUAAUAUCCCAACCGAUACCAUUUUCAAAAUUGAUACUAUAAGGCUUUUUGGAAAAAAUGAGCAGCUUAUUCCUCGUACUUCAGACCCCACCCCAAAAGCCCAAAUAACUAACCUAGACCAGCAGCGUCCUAUUAAUAGAGUCCCAAGGAACAACAACAAAACCCCAGAAAUCCGUCUUGCAAGCCAAGUCCUUGUAUACAUGAACGAACAAAGUGACGAACCAUCUUCUCAGAUUAAACGUGUCCCUCUAGAAAGGCUUCAAGAAGAAGGCAAAAGAAUCGGCGUCAAAGCACUUCCUCCAGGGAUUUCUAAAAGUACUCAAGAAAUUGAAAGCAACAAUGAGCAGAUCUUAGACCAAUUAUUCAAAUCCCGAGAAUGGAGCAGCAUCACAGAAACUCGCUUUGCUUUGAGAAAAGAAAUUGUCUUGAGCCUAAUCCAAGACUGUGAAAACAUUCUAAAAAAUGAGCCAAAUGUGAUCAGAAUUAGAGCACCUGUAAAAAUAUUCGGAAAUCUGCAUGGACAAUACAUCGACCUUUUAAGGUUUUUUGAGAUGUGGGGCGAACCAAGUGAUAAAAAUAAUGAAGGAGAUAUCGAAAGCUUUGACUACAUAUUUUUAGGUGACUAUGUAGACAGAGGCAAUCGAUCCUUAGAAACCAUCUGUUUAUUGAUGUCCUUAAAACUCAAGCAUCCAGACCAAAUUUUCUUGUUAAGAGGACAUCAUGAAGAUAUUAGCGUAAACUCGCUUUAUGGGUUUGCUGACGAGUGUCGCCAGCGCUUAAAUGAAGAUACCAAUGACCCGAACUCAGUUUACCAAAAAAUCAAUAAAAUGUUUACAUUUUUACCUCUCGCAUGUGUAAUUGAGGACCGAAUCUUGUGUGUUCAUGGCGGAGUUGGCCAUGGAAUUCGCUCUUUGGACGAGCUUGAUGCAAUUCCUAACUCCCCUCCCUCCUUGAGAGACAAAAAAAUCUUGUUCGCUCACGGAGGGAGGUUAAUUGUUUUUUUUUUAAAAAAUCCCACUUCUCGAAAAUUGGAAGGCGCAUAUUAAUUUAAUUUAUAAAAUUUAUGUUUUACAAUGCAAUUUGUUUAAAAUUAAACAGAAUUAGCUCGAGAUUUCAUGAUACUAGUUAUGCACUAUCUAAAAGUGCAUAUCACUUAUAUAUCUAAAUUUUUUCCCAUAAAAAAUUUUUGUUUGCUCACGGAGGGUGUGUUUUCGUGCAAAAAAUAGGGAUUUUUCUAAUGAUUUUUUUCGCUCACGGAGGGGGGAGUAAGCCAAUCGAAGUAGCUCAGAACGCAACUUUACAAGACCAGCAAAUUUUGAUGGAUGUUUUGUGGUCAGACCCAUGUGAAAAAGAAAAUGAAAUGGGUUUCAAGGCUAACACUGCAAGAGACUCAACAGGUAGCAGAAAUAUUGUGAAAUUUGGAGCUGAUAGACUACAGAGAUUUUUAACUGAUAAUAGGCUAUCAAUGGUAAUCAGAUCCCAUGAGUGUGUUAUGGAAGGAUAUGAUAGAAAUUCUCAAGGUGAUUUAAUAACUGUUUUUUCUGCAACUGAUUAUUGUGGAAAAUAUAAAAAUGCAGCUGCGAUUUUAGUGGUGAAGAGGAGUAUGGAAAUUGUUCCAAGAUUAAUAUAUCCACUGAAUAACUCCAAUGAAAGCUGGAUAGAUAAUGAAGAAAGUUUAAGAAGAAGGCCAGCAACUCCUCCAAGGUGGAAAUCAAGCAAGCUUAAAUAA